Messenger RNA from Momordica charantia (bitter melon), 2413 nucleotides. It is a transcript of the gene GAUT6, whose product is annotated as galacturonosyltransferase 6. Lineage: Eukaryota; Viridiplantae; Streptophyta; Magnoliopsida; Cucurbitales; Cucurbitaceae. Gene Ontology annotation, molecular function: polygalacturonate 4-alpha-galacturonosyltransferase activity. The record is from RefSeq and is a predicted model, not a curated record.
ACACAAAACACACAUACAGAGCCAGCCGAACAUGGCCGAGAGCAAGCUUCUUCUUCUUCUUCUUCUCUCCAUUCUCUCUCUCUUUCUCUCUCUACAUUUCUCUCUCUCUCUCUACAGCGAUUAAAGAAGGGGGAGGGAAUUUUGUAAUGCUUGACCCUAAACCCUAGAGCAACUUCUUCCCUUUCCCCCCUUUUUCCUCCUCCCUCUGGUAUUCCGUAUUGUUGAAGCAAUCCCGCGAAUCAAUUCCCUCCGCCGGCAGCAGAGUUUGAAUGUGUUUUUUUAUGGUUUUUCUGAGGAAUCUUGGGUCGGGAUCGGUUUUCCCAGUGUAGGAAAGGGCGUUGAUGAAGCUUCUUCGUCGAUGCCAGAGGAUUCUGAUCCUCUCUCUGCUCUCUCUCUCUGUUCUUGCUCCUUUGGUUCUCGUUUCUCAACGCCUCAAGACGAUCACUUCUUUUGGGCGCCGGGAUUUCAUCGAGGAUAUAUCAAGCAAGAAGCGGAUUGAUGUUGAAGCACUUCAUUCAAUCAGACAGGAAGCGGGUGAAGGCUUGAAAGAGCCUAAACCUGUUGUUUUCGAAGAUAUAGAUUUCCAUUCUAGAGAAGGAAUUAACUCCCUUAAUUUCAGAAGUGAACCCAGUAAGGGAAAUGAGGAUAAACGGUUCGAGGGUGGGGAAAAGAAACAGUCUUCUAAGGCAACAGAACGACAUGAUAAUUCUGUGCAUUCUCAGUCAAGGGGAGUGAGAGAUGUGGAGAUAGAGAAAAAACAUCAGCAAUUGAAUCGGAGUGCUGUGAAGCGUGAUAAGAAUGUACCUAAGUCUAGAACUAUAGAUUCUAAGGUAAAGGAGAUCAAAGAUCAACUAAUAAGAGCCAAAGCCUACCUAAGUUUUGCCCCACCCAGUAGUAAUUCUCACCUGAUGAAAGAGUUAAGGCAACGAAUCAAAGAGUUAGAACAUGCAGUUGAUGAAGCUACUAUGGAUUCAGCUCUGACAAAGAGUGCUCUGCAGAAAAUGAAAAAUAUGGAGUCUUCAUUAGUAAAAGCGGGCCAUGCUUUCCCAGACUGCUCAGCUAUGGCUUCAAAGCUUCGAGCUAUGACUGAAAAUGCUGAAGAGCAAGUUCGUACGCAAAAGAAACAAGCUGCUUACCUUCUUAAUCUUGCCGCAAGAACCACCCCUAAAGGCUUUCAUUGUCUGUCAAUGCGAUUGACUUCUGAAUAUUUUGCUUUGCAACCUUCAGAGAGGCAGCUGCUUGAACAGCAGAAGUUGCAUGAUUCUAAGUUGCAUCAUUAUGCUGUCUUCUCUGACAAUGUUUUGGCUUGUGCAGUUGUUGUAAACUCCACUAUUUCAAGUGCUAAGGAACCCGAGAAAAUUGUCUUCCAUUUGGUGACCAAUUCAUUGAACUUACCAGCAAUGUCCAUGUGGUUCUUACUAAAUCCUCCCGGAAAAGCCACAAUCGAGGUCCUGAGCAUGGAAGAUUUUAAAUGGCUAUCCACGGAGUAUCGUUUAGGAUGGAAGACGGAAAAUUCUAGUGACCCAAGGUUUAAUUCUGAACUCAACUAUCUUCGGUUCUAUCUGCCGAAUAUCUUCCCUUCAUUGGGUAAGGUUGUGCUUCUUGAUCAUGAUGUGGUGGUGCAAAAAGAUCUAUCUGGUUUGUGGGAUGUUGAUAUGAAGGGGAAGGUAAAUGUUGCUGUUGAAACUUGUCAAGAAAGUGAAGUUUCUUUUCUUCGGAUGGAUAUGUUUGUCAACUUCUCAGAUCCACUGAUUGCUAAUAAAUUCAACAAAAAUGCAUGCACAUGGGCAUUUGGAAUGAACCUCUUCAAUCUCGGAAGGUGGAGGAAAGAAAGUGUAACUGCACUCUACCAUGAAUAUCUACGAUUGAAUAAUGAACGGCCGAUCUUGAAGGGUGGAAGCUUGCCUUUGGGGUGGAUCACAUUUUAUAACCAGACCACGGCCUUGGAGCAGCGGUGGCAUCUGCUUGGACUCGGCCACGACUCUACAGUGCCACCAGACACUAUCGAGAAGGCAGCCGUUAUACACUACGACGGUGUUCGGAAGCCAUGGUUAGACAUUGGAUUCGGAGAGUACAAAUAUUUUUGGAGCAGACACAUGGACUUCAACAACCCAUAUUUGCAACAGUGCAACAUCCACGGGUAAUUAAUAACCAUGAAACAGAGGUUAGAGGUUCGAUUAGAUGUGAGAUUUAGUUACUUUUUUUUCUUAGGAGGCUGCAAAAAUUCUCUCCAUUCUUUCUACUUCUACGAUUCUUCAUGUAAAUUGCAACUGAUUCUUUCCCCCAAAUAUGUAUUUUCUUUCACCAUUACCUUGUAGGGAGCUGAAUUAUAGUAAUGAUUGAAAAAUAAGAAAUUCCACCUUUGAUUGGUUAGCUUUUUGUACAUAAAAGGAAUUGGGAGACACUUUUCAUA